Molecule: messenger RNA, 3123 nt
Organism: Closterium sp. NIES-65
Lineage: Eukaryota; Viridiplantae; Streptophyta; Zygnematophyceae; Desmidiales; Closteriaceae
Source: the annotation of a GenBank genome assembly
AUGCGGACCACCCGCCUCAGCAACGUGCGCCUCAUCUUCCUGCCGCCGAACACAACCGCCUUCACGCAGCCGCUCGACCAGGGGAUAAUCGCGACCGCGAAGGCCCGCUAUCGCCAGCACUGGCUGCGUGCCUUCACGGCGCUGUGGAACGACGAUGGCGCAACAAGCGCCGUCGCCCGCUAUCGCCCCAAUCUGCGCGAUGUGCUGGGGUGGCUCUCAGACGCCUGGAUGAGUGUCGGUGCGCGCACCAUCCAGAGGUGCUUUUGGCGCACGGGCUGCAUGCCUCUGUCGUGGUCCCUGGAGCUCACCCAUGUGUAUGAUGAUGAGCCGACCCCCCUGGCGUACCCCGACAUUGAGCUCGACGACGACAUCGACGACGUCGGCGAGCUCAUUGGCGGACUCGGCCUCGGCACCGGCGCAAUGACCGCCGCCGAGUACGUCGCCAUCGACGAGGGCGAGCCGACGUGCGCGGAGGCGGCAGCGGAUGAUGCGGACGUGGGCCUGGUGGCGGAGCUAUGGAGGGCGCCUACCACGAUGCAGGCCGUGUAUGACGAAUCCGACCCAAUCGGCCGUGAAGCGCGGCGCACGGCACGGGCGGCCAGCGAGAUGCUCAUCGGCUACGCUCGCGCCGUGAGCGUGACGCCGCGCGACCUUUGCCACCUGUUCGACAUUCGUAAUCCGAUCAUCAGGGAGCGCAUGGAGCGGGCAAGCCCCGCGCUCAAUCUCAACACGGCCCCGCCGCCGCGGCUUUCGCCGACCGUAACUCCGCCGCCUGACACCCCGCGUCCGAGGGGCCGAGUGCUGCCUGGCUGGAUGACCCAGCCGUCCCGCCGUCAGCAGCUUCUGGACGCCGGGGUUAGCGCCGCGAUGGGCGGGUAUGUGGAGGCGGCAGAGUGGAUGCAUUACUUCGAGGUACCCCAGCAACAGAACAGUGUGGACUGCGGGGUCUACGUCUGUAUGUUCUCCAAGGAGCUUGUGGGCCGAGCUUUCGAAUGCCUGGAAGAAGGGAUCAAUCAUCCUCGUUACAGUGCUGCCAAAUGCAGGCGCGAAAUUCGGGGUCUGAUGUGCGAGGCUGGUGCAGGUACACUGCUGGAAUCGCUGGCAUUGAAGGGGGCCGACAUUCCCCCACAGAGUGAUCAGCACGGGGGGGACGAGAGUGAUAGCGAGGGCGGAGUUGAGGAGAUAAAGGAGCCAACCAUCCAGGAUUUGGCGGCGGAGCAGUUGUCUCAUGCUGCACAGCUGAAGGGCCUGCAUGAAGACAUGGAGUCUCUGAAAGACUCCGUUUACAGUGGAGAAAAGGGACUCGACAAAGUGAUGGGUAUGUUGUCGUCACUCUUCACGGCCGUCCAGGGGAUGGCUGCCAAGACAGGGUUCAAGCUGCCGACGGGUUUAGUGGAGGUUUUGAACAGCGACGAACCCACCACCUCUACCGCUGCAGCCCCUCCGCCCCAUCGUACGCCCGCAGCAUCAUUGGAAGCUCCAGUGAACAUGAUCGCUGUUCCCCACGCUUCCACCACCGCUCCGUCACAUGCGCGCCCAACAAUUUGCGCGACGACGCCAUGUACUGUCCAAGGCCAGGGUGCCACACCCGGUGCACACAAGUCCGAGGCGGGUCACUCGGCUCUCGCGGCCGUCCCAUCUAGCACCACGCAAGGUCAGCCGGUUUCUGCAGCAGGUGUUACUACAGCGGCAGGUGGCCUGGCAGGGAACGGUGAAGGUGCUCAGCGAGCUUCAUCGGCGCAGGCAGGUGCACCUGAUGUUGCUUUUCCAUCUGCUCGGCGGCAGGCAGAUGCCUCUGCCGGUGCUUCGACACAAGGGGUUGGACAGCCAGGUGCAGCAUCGGGUAUGCCAGGAGCGGCAUCAAGUCUGCGAGGUGCACUUCAUGCAGCAGGCAGUGUUCCUACCGUACCGACUGGUCAGACAGGUGCAGCAGCCUUCAUUCCUACCGCCUCUACGGGCCAUACAGGUGCAGCCGUGAUUUUCCCAACUGUAGCCGCAGGUCAUGCAGGUCCAGCAACCGGUGUUCCGACGGCAUCGGCCGGUCACGCAACGGCAGCAUCCGGUGUUCCGACUGGCGCCGCGGGUUUAGGGGUUUCAGCAGCCGAGGUCCAGGGUGCUCAAUGGUCGGUUGUGGCGGCAGGCACUGCAAGGGCACCUGAUGUUCAAAGGGCUUCUUCUGUAUGGUCUUCGGGGGAACAGUUCUUUGCCCCAUCUGCCUUUCACACAGGGGCGCAUAUGCAGGGUGUACGCGCACCAUCUGCGGUGGGGUUUGCGCAGAAUGCAGGCGCUAUUCAGCAGGUGGCCACCUCAUCCGCCGCUCAUUCAUGGCCGAUUGGGUUUGCACAUCAACCUCCCAGCGCGGUUUACCCCGGUACUGUACAGCCAAGCGACUUACUGCAACUGCCCUUUUCGACGCUUCGUCCCCCGCUGCAUCCUUCUGCUCCUUUCCUCGCCGCUGAUGAGGUGCUCGACGAUACCAACAGCCAACCAGGUCACACAACCGCCCCUCAGGGUCGCGGUUUAUCGAGCAUGCUCCCCGGUUUGAUGCAGGGGUCCCAACAUGUACUGCCCUCACCUGCAGCCUCCUCAUCUAUGGCGCCCGCGACCCAGGGAGGGGAGAUCGGUGAGGUGCCCGGCAAAAGGGGGUGGACGGGCGUCACAAAGAAGCUGGAUAAGGACGAGUGGAUCGCCAGGAUCGUCCUAGACCGCGCAUCUCAGUCGCUGAUCGUCAUCAACAGCCACUUUGGAACGGAGGAAGAGGCGGCAAGGUCGAUAGCCGCAGCGUCGCACGUGAUGUUCGUUGACAAGCCAACGCGUGGGGAGCUCAUUCUCUUGACCGCCGCCGACAAGGCCAAGCUCAGCGAUUGUUCUGCACACCAGUGUGAGGUGAUGGUCCGCAUGAAGUUCUGGCACAUGUGGGAGGAGUGGAGGAAGUAUUGGCCUGCAGCGAAGGCAAAGUGGGACGAGAAAACGCGCAGGGACGAAAAGAAGAGAGCUGCAUUUAACGCCAGCUUGGAGGAAGCAGAUGCUCGCGCCGACAAAAUCGCCCGAAUGCGAGCUGGUGGAAAUUCUGGGCAUGCGUAUGCAUCGCAUGAGGAGGGGUCGGGAUCUAAGGAUGGUUAG